Talaromyces amestolkiae is the source of this 2604-nucleotide messenger RNA. RefSeq lists its product as uncharacterized. Gene Ontology annotation, molecular function: ubiquitin binding. Gene Ontology annotation, cellular component: nucleus; cytoplasm. Lineage: Eukaryota; Fungi; Ascomycota; Eurotiomycetes; Eurotiales; Trichocomaceae. Bases 1 to 2604 code for a protein of 867 amino acids. The record is from RefSeq and is a predicted model, not a curated record. The transcript is spliced from 2 exons.
AUGUCCGAAGUUUUAUCCAGACCCUCCGCGCCGCGUGGGCGCGGUUCUGCUCGAGGUGGACGAGGCGGUUACAGCUCCAGAGGUGGCCGGGGCGGUCCUCGAUCUGCCAAAGCUGAAUUCGCCGACAAUGCUGCACCCACAUCAUACGAAGAUGAAGGAGAAAUCGGUCAAUUGAAGCUCAAAUAUGCGACAGAAUUACCCACGUUGAAAGAGCUCUUCUCGGAAUGGACAGACGAAGAUCUCGUGUUUGCUUUGGAGGAUGCCAAUGGUGUUCUUGAAACUGCCAUUGAACAUAUUAGUGAAGGUAACGCAUCUCAAUGGGGUGAGGUCAAGAAGAAGACUACCGAUCGCUCCCGUUCCAAGGCGAAGGAUGUGCCCAAGUCCCAAACCACCGGUAGCGAAACAGUGCCUCUAGCAUCUCGCGGUGUUCGUGGCCGUGGUGGGUUCGAAGGACGCGGUGGUCGUGCUCGAGGAGAUCGUGGUCGUGGAGGACGCGGUGGACGAGUCGGUGGCGCACGUGACGAGAAGCCUGCUGCACCCACCGAGCAGGUCAUUACAAGCAUCUCUACCGAACCCGCUACUGCUGAAGUUGAAACAGCCAAACCCGUUGAGUCGGUCGAGGCCGUGAAGGAACCCCAGCAGGAAGCUCCUAAAGCCGAACCUGCGAAGAAAGGAUGGGCCAGCUUGUUUGCUAAACCUACGCCUCCCCCUCCUCAGAAGAAGCCUCCCCCAGUCGCUGCACCUCCAGCCGUUCCUCCCGUCGAAGCUCCCGUCGAAACGAAACCUGAACCGAUCAUACCGUCUGUACCUGCUACCGUGGCAACCCCGGAAAUCCCCAAAGCCCAAACACCCGAACAACCGCCUGUACCUCUUGACGAACCCGCACACGAACCACCCUCUACCCAGUCUUUCGAAGCUCCUACAGAUGAUCUCACCAAAACGAACCUUGAGCAGAUUCCCGAUGUUUCAGUGCCUCCUGCCACCGCAACCGCAGCCAGCACGAUCGCAAGUGUGCAAGACCCUAACUCUCUACCUCCCGUUACUCCACAAAGCCGUGGACCUGUAUCUGGCUAUGCAGCCUCUGCUUUCAAGGCAGCUGGAACUCAAGGCCGCUCUGCUAGUUUCCAGCGUCGUGUUUUGGAACAGCAGGAAGCUGUUGUUAUGCCUGCCAAUCACGCUGUUGAUCGCGCUGCUGUCCAAUUUGGCAGCAUGGGACUGAACGGUAAUGAAUCCGUGGACGUUGAUGAACAGCGCGAAGAAGCGGAAACUCGGGCCCAACCACCCCAACACUCUCCGGUCGCUCCUCGUGCUUCCCUUCCUCCUCCUCAAUCUCAGCCCUCGACAGAGACCCCCGCUGUUGCCCGUCCUGCUCCUGGGUUGCCUCCCGUGCCCCAGACGGACGCAGCACCUUUCAACGACUUCAGCCGAUACGCCGAAGCCCAGAAGCCAUACGACCCAUUUACCCAACAUCCCGCCCAGACUCAGGCUCAAGCCCAAGAGCCCUUCUCUCAUCAAGCCCCUACCCAAGCUGCAGCAACGACUGGCAGCGAAUAUUCCCCCUUCUAUGCUGCCGAUCAGCAGCGCCUUCCCUACAAUUACUACGGAUAUCCUUCACAGGACACCACUGGCCAGCGCGCGUCUGGUUUCGCAACCUCCGGCGCUGAGGGACAGGCUCAAGCUACCCAGACUCCUAGCCGCUAUGGUCAUACCGAAGCUCCUGGAAGUGGUCAGAACACUCCUCAGCCUACCUUGCCCGGCGCCACCCAAUCGCAGCAACCGUCUGGCCAGCACAUUCCUGGAGGACAGGGUGCUCAUGCUGCUAACUACGGCUACGGCUAUCCUUACUACUCGAACCCUCAUUAUGCUCAGACAUACAUGAACAUGAACCAGCAGCACCAAUAUGGUCGCAACCGUCCUAUGUAUGAUGAUGCUCGCCGUUACGAAGAUCACUACAUGCCUCAUAGCAAUCAGUAUGCGUACAGCAAUCAGUACGCUCCAUACGGCGGCAAGGGCGCUAUGUACGGCCAGCCAUUCUCCUACGACCACUCGUCUUCUCCAGCAGGUUCUGGUUUUAACCAGGCUCUUCCAGGUCGGGACUCUGUCUAUGGUCGUACUGGAUCUGCCCAGCCUGAGAACCAGCAGUCUGCUGCAGCAAACACCACCUUCGGUACAGCUGUCCCUGAUGUAUUUGGUCGUUCGCAGUCCGGAUUUGGCCAGAACCAACCUAUCUCCCAGCAACAACCCGUAAGCAGUGAGGAAUCUACCAAGGGAUACGAAACCUCCAAGACGGGUGGCCCAAGCCCCUCUCUUGCUCAGGCUAAUCGACCUGGUUCAGCCACCAGCAGCAUCCCCGGACAGUCGCAGUCACAGACUGGUCUCCCCCCUCUCCAGGGACAGCAGGGUCAACAGGGCUUCGGCGGUUAUCCUCACUUGAACCCUCAGUACAGCGGCGGUCUCGGUGGCUUAGGCAGCCACCAGGCCAAUGUUAGCCAGAACCACCACCAAGGAAGUGCAUAUGGCAACUACGGCGGCGCGGCAGGCUUCGGUAACUACUAUGGAAACUCUGGACGCGGCGGCGGUUGGGGUGGCAAUUACGGACAUUAA